This is a messenger RNA of Cotesia glomerata, 2142 nucleotides long. RefSeq names its product dnaJ homolog subfamily C member 7 (gene Tpr2). The record is from RefSeq and is a predicted model, not a curated record. Gene Ontology annotation, molecular function: protein binding. The coding region runs from base 435 to 1943 and encodes 502 amino acids. NCBI's taxonomy places the organism in Eukaryota, Metazoa, Arthropoda, Insecta, Hymenoptera, Braconidae. The transcript is spliced from 10 exons.
UCAUGAACCUGAUGGUGUACUCUCAGCCAUUGUGCUAAAUACCCCGAGCACACGGGUCAUAUUUCGUGUUUAAUCUAACUUGAGUUAUUAUCUCGCACGUAAAUUACAAUAAUUCGUACAGAUCGCGGGCAUUAAAUAGUGUAUUUACUUGUCAAUUUUAUAAAUUUUAUUACUCACACAUAUAUUUUUAGAGUUCAGUACCCCUUUGUUCAUUUUACAUCCGUAUUGAUGGUACGCUGAGUUAGUUGUAAUAAAACGAAAGAAUUUCUAACGUAUAUUCGUAAAUUAACCUGUCACACGUUCGUGAUUGUUCGCGAUCGAAGCUCUUGUAUAUUCUGAACAAGGCCAUUCAAGGGAAUUCAUCAUAUCACAAAUAACAGCUAAACAGUUGCUACUGUAAUAAUAUAUCAGCGUAGAAAUAAAUUAAUAUCAGCAUGGCCGAUGAAGUUAUGGACCUAGACAUGGAUGUUAACGACGAGAUAGUAAUUUCCGACUCUGAAGACAGCCCUGUAAAUACAGCUGAAGAACUGGCUGAGAUUCAAAUGGAAGAAGCCAAAAAGUACUAUACUGACAAGCAAUACAAAUCAGCACUGGCGUCUUAUUCAAAAGCUAUAGAGUACUGUCCCAAUGUAGCCAAGUAUUAUGGUAACCGGGCAGCAUGCUAUAUGAUGCUUGAGUUGUAUCGCGAAGCUUUGGUUGAUUCGAGAAAAAGUAUCGAGAUUGACCCGACUUUUGUUAAGGGGUAUACAAGAACUAUAAGGUGUUGCUUGAAAAUGGGGGAGAUAGUUGAAGCAGAAACCUUAUUAAAUAAAUUAAACACAAUAGAUCCAACAGCUGCUAAAUCAACUACUACAGAAUCCCAGGAAAUAAGUUAUGUCCAGCGUUUUCUUAAAGAAGCUAACGCUGCACUUGAGUCCAAGGAUUAUCGUAAAGUUGUGUACUGCAUGGAUCGUUGCUGCGAUGUAAGUAGAUAUUGUCCGCGAUUCAAGCUGAUGAAAGCUGAAAGUUUGACUCACUUGGAAAGGUAUCAGGAAGCUCAAGAAAUAGCAAAUGACAUUUUACAUUUAGACCGGUCAAAUGUCGACGCUACUUAUGUACGUGGUGUGUGUUUGUAUUAUCAGGACAAUGUUGAUCGAGCAUUUGCACACUUUCAAGAAGUACUUAGGCUUGCUCCUGACUACGUAAAAGCUCUGGAGAUGUAUAAGAAAGCAAAGUUAUUGAAGCAGAAGAAAGAAGAUGGUAAUGUCGCGUUCAAAGCAGGGCGAUACCAAGAAGCGUAUAAUCUUUACAGCGAAGCAUUGACAAUCGAUCCGCAAAAUAAAAUGAACAACACUAAAUUACAUUACAAUCGUGCAUUGACUGCUUCCAAGUUAGGAAGAUUGAAUGAAGCGAUAACGGAAUGUACCGAAGCACUUAAACUUGAUGACAAUUAUUUGAAAGCUUUGUUGAAACGUGGAGCCUGUUAUAUGGAGCUUCAGGAGUAUGAAGAUGCCGUACGCGAUUACGAAAAGGCGUGUAAGAUAAAUAAAUCUCGUGAUAACCGACGCCUGCUUCUUGAAGCUAAAGAAGCACUUAAGCGAUCUAAGAAAAAAGAUUACUACAAGAUCCUGGGUGUUGAAAAAACAGCUUCCACUGAGGACAUCAAGAAAGCCUACAGAAAAAGAGCCCUGGUUCAUCAUCCAGAUCGGCAUUCAAAUGCUUCCGACACCGAGAAGAAAGAACAAGAGAAGAAGUUUAAGGAAAUCGGCGAGGCUUACACCAUUCUUUCUGACCCGAAAAAACGCUCCAGAUACGACAGAGGAGGUGACAUAGAUGAGAUGGAGACUGGUUUUGAUCUUUCUAACUUUGGCACUGACUCAGCGUUUGCGGCCUUCUUCUCAAAGCCUGACACCGGUGGAUUCCACUUCCAGUUUGCUGGAUACAACGACAGCCCUCCAUUUUGAUGCCCAAAAUCACGGGCCCGAAGUUUUGAAUUAUAAAAAAAUAUUACAUUUAGUUACCGACAUAAUAGUUAUGAAUCCAACUAAAAACACACGGUUUAUUAUUUUAAGACAACACAUCAGCUUGUGUGUUCGACUGUUUUACUUUAAUUAAUGAUGAUAGCAGUAAUAAUAUUAAUGAUAAUCAUAAUCAUAAUAAUAA